AUGAACUGGAUCAAGUUACCCAAAAAGAAACGAAAAAUGAUAAAUCAGCAGAGGAUUUUUGUACUUCUUAUUGUGCUCGUUUUGGCUGUUGUAACAUACGCCCACCACUCUCAUUCGUAUUCCCAUUCCCAUGAACAUCAUCAUCACCAUCAUCACGGAGGAUAUUAUGGAGGUGGAUAUGGUGGAGGAUAUCAACCAUAUGGAUACGGAAAUAAUGGAUACAAUGGAUACUAUCAACAAAAUUAUUGGGGAAGAAGGAAAUAG
This is a messenger RNA of Caenorhabditis remanei, 264 nucleotides long. RefSeq lists its product as uncharacterized. The transcript is spliced from 2 exons. Bases 1 to 264 code for a protein of 87 amino acids. The record is from RefSeq and is a predicted model, not a curated record. Lineage: Eukaryota; Metazoa; Nematoda; Chromadorea; Rhabditida; Rhabditidae.